This is a messenger RNA of Saccostrea cuccullata (small rock oyster), 1107 nucleotides long. RefSeq lists its product as uncharacterized. The annotation marks the transcript as partial. Lineage: Eukaryota; Metazoa; Mollusca; Bivalvia; Ostreida; Ostreidae. The transcript is spliced from 6 exons. The record is from RefSeq and is a predicted model, not a curated record.
GAAAGAACCCUAUGAAAAAGAACUUCUUGGGUCACAGUCUACAUUAGCUUCCACGGCCAGUCUGAACAAAUCAGAUGAAGGAGAAGAAGGGCAGACUGGGGAUCAGUGCUCAUCUGGAAUACUUUGGAAAGAACCAGAGAUCAUGUUUGAUGAAUCAGAGAACUUUACUGAAGAAAAGGUUCCAUUGCCUGAUAAAAAGGAAAUGGUUCCGGUACAGAAUUGGGUAGAACAGAAACAUGAUGCUGAUUACUACAGCAACCGCCUUCUGAAAUCCAACUUUAAGCCUUUGCUACCAGUCAAGGAUUCCAUUGCAUCAGCAAAACAGACCAUCAAGAAAAGAGAAGACGGAGAAAAAAAUCCUCAUCAGGCAAGAAAACAAAGAAAGAAAAGGCAGAGCAGCAUUUGAAACAGAACCUAAGAAAGACGACUAUGGGCCCAACUAAACCUGCAUUUCCAAAUCAAGUGCUACCAGAAAUAAGGAGGGCAGAUCAGACAAGGAUUCCCGGCUCAAAUGAUCCAAACCUGAUGAAAUCAAGUAAAGUUCAUCCUGUUGAUUAUGACUUGAAACCAAACAAGACGACUGUCAAGCAAGACCAGGAUUCUGUUGAUUCAGCCCCUACAUUACUGCAUGACCUUACACCGUCAGUCAUCACUCCUACAGACCCACUCAAGGAAACCCAGAGUCCCAGAUUUGAAGGGUUGGUAGUUACCAGACACAAUAAAGUCCAUCCACUGAAUACAAAAGGAUCUGACCUGCAGACUACUUAUACUGAUGAGAGCAUGUCUGUUUCUGAGAAGGAAAAGAGAGAUCUGAUUGAGCUUGAGGCCAGCUCUAAUAAAAAAUGUGCCAUUGAAUUGGAAGAUAAGUCUGGAACCAGCUCAGUGUGAACGACAGUUCUUUAGUUCUCAUAGCCGUGUAAAUCCUAUCAAACUUUGAAUUUCUUUCCAACUGAUUUUAUUUGCUUUAAAACUAAACAGCUUUAAUCUAUACUAUCAGAUAACCAAUCAAUAUUUUCUCUUUUUGAAAAGAUGAUUAUGAAAUGUUCAUUAAUUUUUGACAAUGUACCUAAUAAUUUUGGAGUAUUUAAAUAAACUUCAUGAAGUUCA